CUAUUUCGACAUUAUUAACAACAACAGCAACUAAUGUACAGUUCUUGAUUCAUGAUGUACAUAUUGAAGACUCUGAUUACACUCGUUGGUACUCGACAAGUAAAAAUAAACAAGGUACUUUAUUCGAUUUGGGUUCUAUUACAUAUGGUCAAAGCAAAGAUUUACUUAUUCCAUAUUCUCAUCAACUGUCGACUCAAUGUAACUUCACUUUGACAUAUAACAAUGCACGAAACAUUAAGAAAACUAUUGAAUUUCAAGUGUCGAACAAUCUUCAACAGGCUAAUCCAAAUCUAAUCCGUCAACAGAAAUUUCGUUUACAAUUUGUUCAUUCAGUACGGACAGCAUUAGAACACAUGCGUCAAAUAAAAACAAACGUAACAGAAGACAAACAGGAACAUGAAGAAGCAAUCAACCAAAUUGAAAAAUUAGAAAACGAUAUGAAGAGUUAUGCAGAUGGAACAGAUAAAUAUAUUAAAGAUUUAUUUAGUGAUUUAACAGGACAAGUAAAAGAAGCUAUUGGAAAAAUGGAAUGGUUCAAAAAAUGGGGUGUACAUUUUUUGCCUAGUUUAACACGUGCACAUCUUCUUCAAUUUUGUAACAAUUUUAAAGAUCCAGGUGUUCAACAUUACGGAAAGGGUUUACUUUUCUCACAAAUACGAGAUGAAAUGGAUGAUAUAUUUUGUAGUUUACCAGCUCCAAAACGUACGGAGACUGAUGCUACCAUAGAUAUGUCAGUUUUUCAUAAUGCAUCUGCUGGAUGUUUUUAUGGAGAAUGUACUGUACGUCUUAUGAAUGGUUCUUUGAAAUUAGUAAAAGAUGUUCAACCUGAUGAUCGAUUAGCACCACAUGGUGGAAUGGUAAAAUUUGUUGUGAAAACAAUAUGUAAAAAUCGAAAAGCUAAAAUGGUUAUAGUUGAAAAUAACUUAAUUAUUACUGCUUGGCAUCCUAUUCGCGUGAAUCAACAAUGGAUUAUGCCUUGUACACUUGUCUCAUCACCCAAUGAGAUUUUCUGUGAAGCUGUAUAUAAUUUUGCACUCGAUCAAGGUCAUACAGUAUUAGUAAACGAUGUUGAAUGUGUCACUUUAGGUCAUGGAUUUCAAGAAGAUAUUGUACGUCAUGCAUAUUAUGGAAGUCAACGAGUAAUUAAAGAUUUAGAGAAGUUGAAUAUGCAACAAAACAAUGGAGGAAUAAUUGAAAUUACUGAGAAAAUGUUACAACGUAAGAAUAAAACUGGUCUUGUAAAUGGAUUACAGUGGCAAGAAAUAUUAGUUCAAUGA
Messenger RNA from Rotaria sp. Silwood1, 1277 nucleotides. Lineage: Eukaryota; Metazoa; Rotifera; Eurotatoria; Philodinida; Philodinidae. The record is from the annotation of a GenBank genome assembly.